Messenger RNA from Melitaea cinxia (Glanville fritillary), 981 nucleotides. RefSeq names its product retinal homeobox protein Rx1-like. The transcript has 4 exons. Gene Ontology annotation, biological process: positive regulation of transcription by RNA polymerase II. The record is from RefSeq and is a predicted model, not a curated record. NCBI's taxonomy places the organism in Eukaryota, Metazoa, Arthropoda, Insecta, Lepidoptera, Nymphalidae. Bases 1 to 981 code for a protein of 326 amino acids. Gene Ontology annotation, molecular function: RNA polymerase II cis-regulatory region sequence-specific DNA binding; DNA-binding transcription factor activity, RNA polymerase II-specific.
AUGGACGUUUCGGACGAUCGAUUUUACGGCUCUCAGACGCCGGACCGCUCGGAGACCAACAGCCCGCGAUCUCAGAUGAGCAGCCCGAAUUCCACCUCCUCGAUCAAUGUGACCGACCAGGCGAUAUCGAUGUCGCAGCACCAGCAGAACCUCGAAACUCUGAACCGCAUGGGGAUGUUCUUCCACGCGCAACAGAUGCACUUGAACCAGAGUUUUGAUGCUGUGAAGUCUAGGUUAGGCUUGACCCAAGUGUCCAAUGUGAACCAGGGUCCGCGGCACACAAUAGACGCUAUACUGGGACUGAACGGCAGUAGGCAGAGAGUGCAGAGUGAGUUCGAGCAGAGACGGGAGGAGAGAGAGCGGGAGUGUGAUGCUGUGCCCGUUUCUCCCGGCGCCGUCGAAAGCGCGGGCGAAGGUUCCUGCAACAGUAACGACGGUUUCCAAGCGCCAGUAGACGACAAAUCUGCCAGUGAUGAUGACACGCCACGUCCUGGGUCCGCAGCGGAUAAAAAGAAACACCGCAGGAACCGAACUACCUUCACCACCUACCAGCUACACGAGUUAGAGAGAGCCUUCGAAAAGAGUCACUACCCAGAUGUGUACUCAAGAGAAGAGCUCGCGAUGAAAGUGAACCUGCCAGAAGUUAGAGUUCAGGUUUGGUUCCAAAACCGUCGCGCGAAGUGGCGGAGGCAGGAGAAAAUGGAGGCAGCACGACUUGGUCUAUCAGAGUACGGAGCUCCAGUGCCAAGGCUGUCUGGUCUUGGUUUACCAGUCGACCCGUGGCUGGCACCGCCCUUACUGACCGCUCUACCAGGGUUCCUCAGCCACCCCCCCUCAGGGUACCCGAGCUACCUGACCCCGCCCGCCCCGGCGCCCGCCCCCGCGCCCGCCCCCGACCCGCGCUCCUCGUCCAUAGCAGCCCUGCGGCUCAAGGCCAAGGAACACGUCGAGAGCAUCAGCAAGGGCUUACAAAUGGUUUAG